Molecule: messenger RNA, 535 nt
Organism: Arabidopsis arenosa
Lineage: Eukaryota; Viridiplantae; Streptophyta; Magnoliopsida; Brassicales; Brassicaceae
Source: the annotation of a GenBank genome assembly
AAGGGUGAACAGGUUGCUGCAAGAGUCACAGCCGAGGAUGCCGAGAAGAUGAAUGGUUUGUGGUAAAAGUUAUUCACUUCGACAGAGAAACAAAAGAAGUUGAAGUACUUGAUGAAGAACCAGGAGAUGAUGAAGAAGGAGGUGGCCAGAGGACGUAUAAACUAUCAAUGUCAUGUAUUUUACCGUUUCCAAAACGGAAUGAUCCUUCAAGCACACAAGAGUUUCUACCAGGGAAACACGUGUUAGCUGUAUAUCCAGGAACCACAGCCCUCUACAAGGCAACUGUAAUAAGUACCCCACGAAAGAGGAAAUCUGACGAGUACUUGCUAGAAUUUGAUGAUGAUGAAGAAGACGGAGCAUUACCUCAAAGAACAGUGCCAUUCCACAAAGUUGUAGCUUUACCAGAAGGCCAUCGCCAGUGAUUUCAGAUAGAUGCAAUGAAAUAAGAGACGAUUUCUUUGGGCCAGAGUAUAAAUUAAGUGGUGUUGCCUUUGUUUGUGAUGAUGACUCUGAAGAAUAAAAAGGUAUGUUUUUA